AUGCUCACUAGAAGCCAGACAAACGAAACCCCAGCUGCCGCUGAUGGUGAUGCUAGCAACUCCGAUUCGGACGCAGAUGCCACCGCAGUCAACAUUGGAGCCCAAGACGCUAUGGCGCAACCACAAGCCAACGUCGGAGGCGAUGCGUUGGCCACCUUGGUUGCUAGCAUUGCGUCAGUACGUGCAAGUGUUGAAGAGUUGCGUAACGAAACCAGCCGUAGCCAAGCAGAAGUUCAGCAGCUCCGUCUGCGAAUGGAAAUGGAUUCAGCCAAUGCCACCGCACCAACUACAACAAUUGCCGUAGUACAGCCGCCAGUGCCGUUGCCAACAAAUGCAUUGCAGUUUGUCGAGGGUUCAGCCGCCAAGCUAUACCCUUUGCCAACUUUCGAUGGCAGUCCGGAAGAUUGGCCAUUAUUUUCGGCCAAUUAUGUGGACACUACAGCAGAGUUCGGCUAUAAUAACAGGCAAAAUCUCAUGCGAUUGCAGAAAGCGCUGCAAGGCAAUGCCAAACGAGCAGUCAUGUCCAUGCUCAUAUAUCCUGACGAUGUGCCCAAAGUAAUGAAGGAGCUCGAAUUCAAUUUUGGUCGGCACGAUUUGUUAAUACGUGCGCAACUACAAAAAGUUCAACAGUUUCCUACAAUUCACGACAACCGCCUAGAUCAGGUUCUGGAGUUUUCCAAUCGAGUUCGCAACAUAGCCGCGUUUUUCAAAUCGGCGCAAUGUGAGCACCAUCUUAUGAACCCUACACUUCUAGAGCAACUGAUCUCGAAGCUGCCGCCGUCGAAACAAUAUGAGUGGAGCAAGCAUGCUGUCAACAUUAAGCCGUUUCCUACAGUAGACAUAUUUGCAGAUUGGUUGAGCAACUUGGCCAAGGUCGUGUCAAUCAUGCCUGGGGUAGUUGAAAUUUCUCUGCGUUACAGCCAAGCGUCGUUGCCAUCGUCGCGUCACCGAUCCGGUAGCAGUCGUCAGUUUGCGUCAAGUGGAGUUCCGGCACGUCGAGUCUUACAAAGCAGUGGGGAGCAGUCUGUAUGUUUGUGUUGUGAUCAGUCGCACGUCUUAACUGAUUGCCGUAAAUUUAAAUCAAAUGAUUGCGCAGCCAAGUGGUUGCUUGUCAAACAACACCGCCUUUGUUUCGGUUGUCUACAAGCAGGUCAUGGGUUAUCUGAUUGCCGUCGUCGUAAAGCAUGCGCCAUCAAUGGUUGCAAGCGUAUGCAUCAUCAGUUGCUGCAUCAAGACAAUCAUCCGUAG
This is a messenger RNA of Rhagoletis pomonella (apple maggot), 1248 nucleotides long. RefSeq lists its product as uncharacterized. The record is from RefSeq and is a predicted model, not a curated record. Bases 1 to 1248 code for a protein of 415 amino acids. Lineage: Eukaryota; Metazoa; Arthropoda; Insecta; Diptera; Tephritidae. The transcript is spliced from 2 exons.